GGCCUCUGCGACCAACCCGCCGCGCCCACCGUGCCCGCCGUGUCCGCGCUGCUGCCGCUGCACGACACGGGAGACGCCGGUGAUUGGGGAUCCCUGCGGAGAGCUCUCGCGCCCCAGCACCGCCUCGGGAGCCCAGCCCGCCUCGUCGCCCCAGUCCCCGCUGCCUGCCCGGCGCCAUGAGCUGCGUCCUGAACGGCGUCGUGCCCUUGGGGCUGCUGCUGCUGGUCUGCGGGGCCCAGGGCUUCUUCCUGCCCAACGUCACCCACUUGGAGGAGCUGCUCAGUAAAUACCAGCAGGACAGGCCCCACUCCCGGGUCCGGAGGGCCAUUCCCAGGUCGGACAAGGAGGAGAUCCUCAUGCUUCACAACAAGCUGCGGGGCCAGGUGCACCCCCCGGCCUCCAACAUGGAGUACAUGACCUGGGACGAGGAGCUGGAGAGGUCGGCCGCGGCGUGGGCUCACGAGUGCAUCUGGGAGCACGGGCCCACCGGUCUGCUGGUGUCCCUUGGGCAGAACCUGGCCGUCCACUGGGGCAGGUACCGUUCUCCCGGCUUCCACGUGCAGUCCUGGUACGACGAGGUGAAGCACUACACGUACCCCUACCCCCACGAGUGCGACCCCUGGUGUCCGGAGAGGUGCUCCGGGCCCAUGUGCACCCACUACACGCAGAUAGUCUGGGCCGCCACCAACAAGGUCGGCUGUGCUGUGAACACCUGCCCGAGGAUGAACGUGUGGGGAGAUGUCUGGGAGAACGCGGUCUACCUCGUGUGCAAUUACUCUCCAAAGGGGAACUGGAUUGGAGAAGCCCCCUACAAAACCGGCCGGCCCUGCUCCGAGUGCCCGCCCAGCUACGGAGGCGGCUGCAGAAACAACUUGUGUUACCGAGAAGAGACUUUCGUCCCCAAACCCGAAACGGACGAGAUGAACGAGGUGGAGGUGGCUCCCGUCCCGGAAGAGAAGCACGUCUGGGUCCAGCCGAGGGUGACCAGACCCACGAAGCCCAAGAAAGCGGCCGCGGUGAACUACAUGACCCAAGUUGUCAGCUGUGACACCAAGAUGAAGGACAAGUGCAAAGGGUCCACGUGCAACAGGUACCAGUGCCCAGCGGGCUGCCUGAGCAGCAAGGCGCAGGUGUUCGGAACUCUCUUUUACGAAAGUUCGUCCAGCAUAUGCCGGGCCGCCAUUCACUACGGGAUCCUGGACGCCAAAGGUGGCCUGGUGGACGUCACCAGGAACGGGAAGGUCCCCUUCUUCGUCAGGUCUGAGAGAAACGGCGUGGAGUCUUUGAGCAAGUACAAGCCUUCCAGCUCGUUCAUGGUGUCCAAAGUAAAAGUGCAGGACUUGGACUGUUACACCACCGUUGCUCAGCUCUGCCCGUUCGAGAAGCCGGGGACCCACUGCCCAAGAGUUCAUUGUCCGGCACACUGCAAAGACGAGCCGUCCUACUGGGCUCCCGUGUUUGGAACUAACAUCUACGCAGACACUUCAAGCAUCUGUAAGACGGCCGUGCACGCGGGAGUCAUCGGGCAGGAGAGCGGGGGUUACGUGGAUGUGAUGCCGGUGGACAAAAAGAAGGCCUACGUGGGCUCGCUCAGGAACGGAGUGCAGUCUGAAAGCCUGAGGACCCCUCGCGACGGAAAGGCCUUCCGGAUCUUUGCCGUCAGGCAGUGAAUUCCCAGCGCCGGGAGAAGGGGGCGUCUUCGAGAGGGCUUCAGGGUUUUGCUUUUUACUUUUAUUUUGUCCCUUGGGGGGGGUGGGCUGGGGAUGUAGAGAGGCGGGAAACUUCCUGUCAAUGGCGUUCAGUGUCACACCCUUUGUGCCUUUGUCUGAAACCACCCGGAGAAACCGCGCCCUUGGGGUCCCGGCAGGACGGCUGGUGCCUGGCCCUGCCGAGGCCGGGGUCUCGGUCCGAGCGCCCCCUCCGCAGGGACAGUCGCCAAGGUGCUCGUUCCCGGUGCUCUUUGGUGGGGGGUGGGGGGGGGUGGGGAAGGUUCCAGGCCUGCGGACGUGGCAGGACCCGGAGCUCACGCCGGGAGGCAGGCGGGGGCGGGAAGGGGCUUAGGGAGCAUCCAAAGGGUUUCAGGAAGGGAGUGGAAGGUGGUUAUUUAAAAACUUUGAAAACACAGUCCGUCCCCACCAGUGGAGCAAAAUGGGUUUAAUGUUUGCUGGUCAGACAAAUGGGCUGGAACGAGGGGCCGGGGACGUGAGGCCCAGGCUCGGCCCUGGUCCCCGUCCUCGCCGGCACCCUGCCUCGCACAGGCUGGUUCUGCGGACGGCAGGGCUGGCUUCUUUAGGGUUCCGCAGUAACCCCAGAGAUUUAUCUCGUCUUCGUCCUUCCCUGUGUCCGCGUGGCCCGUCUGUUUGCUGCCGUGACCUUUGGUCUCCUUGAGGACAAAUGAACCAGGAUCCUUUCUUUGCCCCCCUCCCCCCCUCCCCCCCCCCCCCCCCCCCCCCCCCCCCGCCGUGGCCCUCGCCCCAGCCCAGACUGGUUUAUGCACAAUGUUUCCCACCGGGGCUUUGCUUUGCGAGUGGUUCUGUCGGCAGCCCGACUUUUUAAUUUUUUUUUUUUAAAACAAAACUCUUAGCGCCCGUCGGUUCCACUGUUCCGUUGCUGCCUUGAAACAGUGGCAGUCAGAUGUGCAGAGUCCCCAUCCGUGGGAUGACCCCGUUUUUAGCAGCGGGAGGAAUGGAUUCCGCAGUACAUUCCUCGCCGAGGUUAGCAGCUCUGGGAAGGGGGGGGGGGCGUGUGUGGUUAUGAAACCGUCCUGCUGCAUAACAGCAAAAGAAGUAACACUCUAGAAGGAUUUCUCUUCCUGUUUUUGUGGAACGGCUCUUGCCAGACGUUCCUCCGGCUCUGAGGAGCGUGGGGCUCUCUGGUUUCCACUUUACAAAAGUCCUUCACAAGCCCAGACCGAAAACCCACAGGGCAAGAAAACACCCUUUGGUAAAUAGCGUUGCUCCGCAGAAGGUGACGCUCUCCCCGCCUCCCCCAGGCCAGCCGGCCGGCCGGCAGGUCACCUCUGGGAACACCGGUUUCAAAUCCGAUCUCACCUGGCCGUCAAAAUAUUUGAAAGGCCAAGGGACCGGCGGACGGGUUUUUUGUCGUGUUUCGUUUUGUCGGGGUUGUUUUAAAGCAAAGCUGGGAUGGUCUGGACAAGGAAGCCUCCCCCGGGGAAGGAAGUUCCAGGAUGCUGAGUGCAUCCCGACUAAAUUCACAGACUGGAGGUGAAUGGCUUCCCUCCGGCCGGAGGGAGUUGGUGAGAGCCGUGAAACUCUUCGGGCGCGCAGAGCUGAAACUAGCCGCUUCCCCGCUCUGUGCCCUGUGGGCUUCUAGUAAUUCGUAGGUUUUGACGUCUCCACCCCGAAUGUCAGAGCAGAAGAAUUUGGUCAGCCUGUCAGUGACGGGUCUCGUUACAGCCCAAGAUCUGGGUACUUGGAAACUUCUGGAUUCUAAGGGUUGUGCUGCUGGACUUCCGCUUCAUCAGACUCUGCUCUGUGACCGGCCUUUGGCGGCUGUGGCUUUGCUGGGGCUCCGGGCUUGUUAGAAGUCGAGGCGGCCCGCGGGUGUCCUGGGGGGGGCUGGCCGUGAAGGCGUCCCACCCAAGCGAGAGUCUGAAACUUCCGGAGCGAGUCCAGCCCAUCAUCUGGGGGCUCGUUUGGGUUCCCGAAUGUCUCAUGAACCGGCCCGUCUAACAGGAUAGACAGAUCCCCCCUCUCUCCCCACCCCGAACCAGAACUCGUCCCUCCCGUGCUCACAGACGUUUUGAAACUGGAACCAUUUUCCUUCCGAAGAUGGAAACAGGCCUACGGAGGCAAGGCCCCUGUAGUCAGAGACCAUCUCUAAUUUCGCGUGUUAGCAGGACCCGUUGCCCCCGUGGGCUCUUGACCCACAGAAAGAUGACGAAUCAGGCCAGCGGUGUUUCAGGGUCUGACCCUGCCCCCCAAACGAAAAGGUUCUCGUUUCCUUCAGAUUUUUGCCCCGCACCGUGUUCUGAUUUUUUUUUUAUAUUGUCUGUAGGCUCACCCAGCCCGCAGCUUACAUGUGUGCUUUUUUCUAUGAAAAAUGAUGUAUUUUACUACUUCCUGUGUACAAAAAGUUUAUUGUAAAUUGUGUGUGUGUGUGCUUUGCACGAACGGGGACCACGUUGCCUUUGUUUUGUUGUUUCAAUAAACCCGGUUUGAUUUCUAA
Molecule: messenger RNA, 4188 nt
Organism: Acinonyx jubatus (cheetah)
Lineage: Eukaryota; Metazoa; Chordata; Mammalia; Carnivora; Felidae
Gene: CRISPLD2
Product: cysteine rich secretory protein LCCL domain containing 2
Exons: 15
Coding region: 177-1670 (497 amino acids)
Cellular component (GO): extracellular region
Source: RefSeq, a predicted model, not a curated record